AUGUUCCGUGAUCAAGACCUACGGUGCUCAGACGGUGCCGUGUGUUUGUUUAUUGUAUUUAUUGAGACGGUGCCCACACGGCCCCCACCGUCUGGGCACCGCCUCAAUAUGGUGCCAUGUUGUAAUUGUAAUGUUACAGAGUGGGAGGCUUCUGGGCCGCUUUAUCACAUUGUCAGUUCUACGAUUUAUCAUCUUAUAGCACCGUCCACCACUACCACACUAUACUUCGCCAUACGAACUGUUCUUUUCCUGUCGAUCAUGGCCGUCAUUAACACCUUGCUGUCCCUCUUCGACUGGGUGCUCUUCUCCCGGGCCGUGUCCUCGCAACCCCUCCACCCAGAGCCCCUCUUCAUCCUGGGGCAUCCCCGCUCCGGAACCACCCACCUACACAACCUGCUAGCCACCGACCCACGGUUCGCUUUCGCGACCACCUUUCACGCAGGUUUUCCCUCCUCUUUCCUAACCCUGGAGCCGAUACGGGGAUUGCUGACCGGGCUGCUGGAGCGGCGCAGGCCCAUGGACAACAUGGCGCUACAUUGGGACCUGCCGGCGGAGGACGAGAUCGCCGUGAACGUCCUGACCGGAGGGGAUUCGCCGUACCUGGCACUCGUAUUUCCGCGGCUCUGGCGGCCGUUGCUCCGAAACUUCCUAGACUGGAAAUCCAGCGGACCCGAUACCAAAUCCAAAAGCAGGGGAAGGGAACCCAGGGCGGCUGAAAAGCUGCCGGCGGCCAAAGCGACGGUGGUGCCGCCGACGGAUGCGGCCUGUGCUGCUGCUGCUGCUGCUGCUGGUGCUGACGAUAAAGGGCUCGGCCAUGAUGGUGAUCGUGAUGAUAAUCACGGUGGUGCUGUUGAGCCACCCGGGGGGCCGGUCAGCUCAACGGCGUUUCAAAGGUGGCUGGCAGCGUCCUUGUGGUUCAUGAAGAAGGCACCCCGUGGAGGGGGUCGUAAAACGAUGAGGUCUCUGAAGGGGACGCUGAGGCAGGUGAGCCCAAAGGGAGGUUCGAGCUUUUUCGGUAUAUCGCGUUGGCGUCGGUCGGCUAGCCGGACUAGGAUAGUCGGGUCGGUCGGGUCGGUCGCGCGGUUUUUGUUUGGGAGGAGCACUUGCAUACCGACAGCUUUUCAUUACCAGCAAAAUCAGCUAGUUCUCCAGGCCAGCAGCAAACUUUAUUCCAGCUUUACGACAGCAGUGCUUUACUACUUCGCCGCCGUCUUCACGGACGCCUUUCGCUUCACUCGUUUGUGGUUCGUAUUUCCUCCCAAAAAACGCGCGACCAACCCGACCGACCCGACUAUCCUAGUCCGGCUAGCCGACCGACGCAACGCGAUAAACCGACAAAGCUCGAACAUCCUUCCACCUGGCCAGGCAGCAGAAGCAGCGGGCAAAGGCACAUGCGAGGCAGAGAGCUCUUCACAGCAGUCCAGCGUGGCGGCAUCGCAGGUGUUCCAGUCCGCCGCGAACAUGGCUGAUACCUACUACUGGUUUACCUACCUGCAACAACCAACUGACAACGUCACCAACGAAUUUAUCAUGGACCAGUACGACAUUCUGUACCGGUCGUACAUGGCGGAUCGAAGUCGCAUUCCGGCGGAUCGGCUGGUGGAAGUUGGGUUUUCGGAUUUGGAUUCGGAUCCUCUCGGGGUCCUGCGCCGUAUCUACCACCAAUUCGGGUGGGACGAGCAGUACAACACGCUGUCCGACCGCUUCCAUUCGUACGUCUCCAGCCUAGGAGACUUCAAGAAGAAUCACUUUAACAGGCUAUCUCCAGAGGUGGAGUCGGUUGUUCGCGAGCGCUGGGGCGACUCCUUUCAAGGCCUUGGAUAUACCUGACAACGGUCCCCUCACCCGUGUGCAUGUACAUACAUUUUGCAUGUUCAUGUACAUAUGUGCAUACAUACGGGAAGGCGGGCAUGUACGUACAUACAUACGGGCUGGCAGAGGUGAAGGCCUGACUUCUGCUCCCGGAGUGUCCGGGUUUAAAUCCGCCUGCCGACUUAUCGGGUGUUUGAGGAGUGUUGAAAUGGGAGGUGGCCCCCCAUCUUAUGGACGGUGUAGGACGUGAACUUGCGAGCUGACCAGGAACUAAGUUGAGGCGCCGCGGCUGUUGAUCCGCUAGAUUUGGUUGGAUGCUAGUGGUGAGUUGCUGAACCCAACGAAUACAUUCUGAAGUCGGAUGGGUGAACGGAUUAGGGUGCCCCUCUCGCAGGGGAGAGCAGGGAACUGCCUCGGGAAAGGGGGCCGCUGGUGAAGCUAUACCACCCUGUAACAACAUACAUACAUACAUACAUACAUACAUACAUAAUACAUACAU
Molecule: messenger RNA, 2311 nt
Organism: Volvox carteri f. nagariensis
Lineage: Eukaryota; Viridiplantae; Chlorophyta; Chlorophyceae; Chlamydomonadales; Volvocaceae
Exons: 17
Coding region: 1-1830 (609 amino acids)
Source: RefSeq, a predicted model, not a curated record